GAUUUUCAUUCAUUCAAACAACAAACGGCUGUGUUGUGAUGAUUCUCCAUUUGAUUUCCUAGUUCACCAAAACUACUGCUGGCUAACUUUCAGUUUUCCUCACCUGUUGCCGGUGUUUCUUCUGCCGUGUUCCUCCCGGAAAUAUUUACAAAAUGGACAUCUCGACUAAAAACCGUAGCGACCCGAAGAGAAGAGCAAUGAAGAAAAGACUAAGUUUGUGGGAUAGCUUUUUCAGUAAAGUGCAAAAUGAGUUUGUAAAUUCUACAGCAAACAAUUCUGAAAUUGACUUAUCUUGCUUACAAGACCCUAAACUAUUGAGUGUUGAAGAUGAACAUAAUAACCUUAGGAGAAGCUUACGAGUUGAACAUGGCAUCAAUGAAGAAUCUGAAAUAUCUGAGUCAGAGGCAGAAUGGCAAAUAAAUGAAAAUGGUGAUAAUGCUACUGACUGUGAUAAUAUGUCAGGAGAAGCAUUGGAUGAAUCAGAAUCGGAAAUUCAGAAAACAUCUAAUACCCAACCUAAUCACAAAAAAUUUCAAACUGGUAUUUUCAAGAAACCCACCGAUAAAAACAUAGUAAGCCCUGGUAUGAAAAAAAUUGAAGUUAUGAGAACUAUUUCUACAAAAUUAAAUCAUAAGGCUGAUGCAAAGAAGAACAAAACCAAAGAAAAGAUGAACCAAGACCAUACUACUGAGAAUUUUCUUCAACCCAAGAUUAGAAGGGGAAAAGUUGUUGAAGAACUUCAAAACUCUCCUGAAAACUAUGAGAAAAGGCCUAAGGCACAUGAUUUGAGCACCCAAAUUAUAAGCAACCAUGAAAAGGAGCUAAGCCAGGCUCAAACAUUCAGGGUUCCUGUUGAAAACAGCAGAGCAAAACAACCAUCUGUAGCACUGAUUCGACUCCCAGAAGCAACCAGUCAGUCAAAAACUUGUAGGACUGACCAUGAACUGCAUGAAUCUAACAGCAAUAAUAUAGAUGGACUCGAUGUUGACGGGCAUUCAAGAAGAGAUCCAAGCCAAUCUUCUAUGUUUUCCCCUCAGAACACUAUCUCAGAUGAAGUUAUGACUGAAGACCAGAGGAAGAGAAAACGAGCUCUGCUGGAGAUGUGUAAACAGUACGAUUUAUGGAAACUUCAUAAAGAAAGAAAAUCAGGAAGGCGAGGAUCAAUCUACAUACUUUCGGAUCUAAAUGAAGAGAUCUCAGAUGCAAACCGCAUUGUUCCUGCUCUACCAUCACCAGUGAAAAAUCCUAUCCAAAUCCCAAGACGAUUCACUCUGAAAAAAUGCAAUCCUAGGAAAAAAUUUUCAACAUAAUCGUGUCAAAGCGGGAAGGUUUGUAAUUUAAUGAGUUUUAAUUUGCGUUCUAUUGGUUUUUUUUUUCAAAUUCCGUUAUUUAGAUGAAGUGUCUUAUGUUCAAAUGUAUGGGCGAUUAUUUUUAUGAUGUUCCAAUCAUUUCAGUGUUUUAUGAUGUGUCUAAAUGGGAAGGGGCUGAACUCAAGUGUACAUAAGUCAGGGCGGCAACCAGGAACAUAUCAGCCAUACCAAAUGAAAUACUUUUUGAAUCUUUGAACACAAUGUAUUUAUCUUAUGUUUUAUUUAUUUAAACUACAAAAUAGAUUAAGUGGGUUUUGGCCUUUAA
Thrips palmi is the source of this 1635-nucleotide messenger RNA. RefSeq lists its product as uncharacterized. The record is from RefSeq and is a predicted model, not a curated record. NCBI's taxonomy places the organism in Eukaryota, Metazoa, Arthropoda, Insecta, Thysanoptera, Thripidae. Bases 153 to 1310 code for a protein of 385 amino acids. The transcript is spliced from 7 exons.